Hippopotamus amphibius kiboko is the source of this 1908-nucleotide messenger RNA. RefSeq names its product ST3 beta-galactoside alpha-2,3-sialyltransferase 4 (gene ST3GAL4). The transcript is spliced from 11 exons. Gene Ontology annotation, biological process: glycolipid biosynthetic process. NCBI's taxonomy places the organism in Eukaryota, Metazoa, Chordata, Mammalia, Artiodactyla, Hippopotamidae. Gene Ontology annotation, molecular function: sialyltransferase activity. The coding region runs from base 210 to 1328 and encodes 372 amino acids. The record is from RefSeq and is a predicted model, not a curated record.
AUGGGAGCGAUGGAAGCAGGAGAGUGGCUUGGUCCAAAUUGUUUCUUAGAAAGAUACCAUGUUGGCAGUUCUGAAGAAGAGGCUUGAGUGAGGGAAGACUCGUGGUGAAGAGACCAGUUAGGAAGCGGAUAAAUUGGGUACGAAUCAACCUGUGGUUCGAGAAGAGGAGAUGAAGGCUGCUUUCCGAAGUACUUCUGAGGCUCUAGCCUAUGUGGCCUUUACGCUGCGCUGCGCUUUUCAAGCUUUACGUCCCAGUGUCUCCCACAAUGGUGGCCCGAGGCAGCAGGGAUGACAGCUCUCCCCAGGAACCCUGGCACCUGAGAAACAUGAUCAGCAAGUCCCGCUGGAAGCUCCUGGCCAUGCUGGCUCUGGUCCUGGUCGUCAUGGUGUGGUAUUCCAUCUCCCGAGAAGACAGGUACACUGAGCUUUUUUAUUUUCCCAUCCCAGGGAAGAAGGAGCCAUGCCUCCAGGGUGAGGCAGAGAGGAUGGCUUCCAAGCUCUUUGGCAACUACUCCCGAGAACAGCCCGUCUUCCUGCAGCUUAAGGAUUAUUUCUGGGUCAAGACGCCAUCUGCCUACGAGUUGCCCUACGGGACCAAGGGGAGUGAAGACCUGCUCCUCCGGGUGCUAGCCAUCACCAGCUACUCCAUUCCAGAGAGCAUCCAGAGCCUCAAGUGCCGCCGCUGUGUGGUCGUGGGGAACGGGCAUCGGCUGCGCAACAGCUCGCUGGGAGAGGCCAUCAACAAGUACGACAUGGUCAUCAGGUUAAACAGCGCCCCGGUGGCUGGCUACGAGCAGGACGUGGGCUCCAAGACUACCAUGCGUCUCUUCUACCCUGAAUCCGCCCACUUCAACCCCAAAGUGGAGGACAACCCAGACACACUCCUCGUCAUGGUAGCUUUCAAGGCCAUGGACUUCCACUGGAUUGAGAGCAUCCUGAGCGACAAGAAGCGAGUGCGAAAGGGCUUCUGGAAACAGCCUCCCCUCAUCUGGGACGUCGACCCCAAACAGAUUCGGGUUCUCAACCCCUUCUUCAUGGAGAUUGCAGCUGACAAACUGCUGAGCCUGCCCAUACAGCAGCCACACAAGAUUAAGCAGAAGCCUACCACGGGGCUGUUGGCCAUCACCCUGGCCCUCCACCUCUGUGACCUGGUGCAUAUUGCUGGCUUCGGCUACCCAGAUGCCCACCACAAGAAGCAGUCCAUUCACUACUAUGAGUAUAUCACGCUCAAGUCCAUGGUGUGGUCAGGCCACAAUGUCUCCCAAGAGGCCCUGGCCAUCAAGCGGAUGCUGGAGAUCGGAGCGGUCAAGAACCUCACUUACUUCUGACUUGGGCAGGAGCCGUACCCGUCCGUCUGCUCACCCGGCUGAGCGGCCCCCACCCACGGCUAUGGGGGUGCCUGGUACCAGCAUGACCCGCUUGGACUCACCCUCCCCUGUGUGGGGAGGAGGCCAGGUCUGAGGCGAGGCCGUGCCCCUGGCUGCUCUGGUAGAGGCCAGAUCGAGUCAAGGUGGAGGCCCUGGGGCAGCAGGAGCCCGGUCAAGGUGCAGAGUCUUGUUGCCAUGGCAUCCCCUCUCUGUGCCAGGAGAUUAUUUAAUGGGCUAUUUAAUUAAGGGGUAGGAACGUGCUGUGGGCUGGCCCCAUGGCAUCCAGAAAAGGGGGCAUAUUACAGUGUUCUGCUCACUUUUUACACAAACAAAAGUGAUGGACCCACUACAGCCUAAACCCAGAGAAGUCCUCCCAGGAGGGUAAGGCAUCUGGAGUGGGCGGUGCCCAGAGUGGGUGGUGCCCUCCAGAGAAGGGCUGCUCCCUCCCAGCAGGCAUGGGAAGAGCACUGGCACAGGGGUUCCAUGGAGGAGGGGACCUAAAAGGGGUUUCAGACAUUAAACUAUUUUUCCUAAAACAGAA